This is a messenger RNA of Malassezia vespertilionis, 1845 nucleotides long. It is a transcript of the gene TGL1, whose product is annotated as sterol esterase. The coding region runs from base 1 to 1845 and encodes 614 amino acids. The record is from RefSeq and is a predicted model, not a curated record. Gene Ontology annotation, biological process: lipid metabolic process. The transcript has a single exon. Lineage: Eukaryota; Fungi; Basidiomycota; Malasseziomycetes; Malasseziales; Malasseziaceae.
AUGUCGAGUCGACCGAUAUCGAGCCGCAAACGGAACUAUAAUCAGACGCCUGCACUUGCCGUUGAACAGGAAGCGGAUGAUGAGGGGCCGUUUGCUGAUGCGCGUCAAGUCGAGCAGGACUGGGACGCGCGCGACGCCUCGACGAUAGGGCGUCCCAGCGGCGAGUAUGCAGACGCUCCGGAUGAGGCAGGUAGUGUGCACAAUGCACCUACCGUGUUUGACGAUGCUCGUGCGGCACCAAGCACGUAUGAACCAAGUACUUACGAGGAGCCGAGCAUGUACGAAGAAUACGACGACGCGCCUGGCAUGUCGUACACAAACUCGACGUCGUUUAGCGAAGAUUACCCCACCUAUGGCGAACAAACAGCAUAUGAUCGCGGCAGUCAGGACACACUGCCGCAGCGCCGCAGCGCAUUCAUUGAAAAACCGUACACAGAGGGGCGCGAUGCGGAAAAGUAUGUGGACUCCAAAGAGUACGGGUACCAUUUCGACCCUAGAUACCCCGAGGCAGAGGAUGAGCAGCAUCCUGGCGGGUUUCCCGCCUUUUUUCAUCACUCCGUGGGCGAUUACGGCGAGUUUAACAUUUUUUCGCGCCUGUACCUCGAGAUUCGGCAGCUUUGCAUGUUUGGUGUCACCUCGAUUGCGCUCCUUUUUGUGGGCAACUUGGCCUACUUCCGCUACUUUAACCCGUUCAAGCACUCACCGCCCAAGGCACGUACGGACUCUGAAUUUGAGCGCCGCAUCACGGGCGAGCGUUUGAGCGAGCGCGUGGAAUACUAUGCGCAGUACUGGGGCUACGUCUGCGAAGAGUAUGAGAUUGAGACUGCGGGCGGAUGGCUCCUCAAGGCGCACCGUAUUUCCGAUCCGCGCCGUCCUGGGGGCCGCGGCUACCCAGUCGUACUCCAGCACGGUAUCUUGUGUUCCUCGUUGUUUUUCUUUACCAAUGAGGAGCGCAGUCUUGGCUUUUGGCUCGUGGACCAAGGAUUCGAUGUGUGGAGCACCAAUAUUCGCUCGAAUAUGGGCGCUGGACAUGUGCGGUUCAAGCGCUGGGAUCCGCGCUUCUGGGCGUGGGGAAUGAUGGAGCUUGCCGAUGAUUUGGUCGAUGUCGUGCAGUAUGUUUUGGGCGUCACCGGCUCCUCGCAGCUUGCCUAUGUCGGACAUUCGCAGGGCACUGCAUCCAUGUUUUUGGCGCUCAGCCACGGCAAGUACCCCGAGCUCGGAAACAAGUUGAGCUCAUUCACCGCGCUCGGCCCCGCCGUCUUUCCCGGGCCCUCGCUGAAUCGUUUCCCUUUCCGUGUGAUGCAACUGUUCAAGUCGCGCUGGUCCUGGUCGCUUGCGUUUGGUGUGCGUGACUUUAUCCCGGCUAUUACCCUAGCGCGUAGUUUGGUGCCUGCGUGGCUCUUUGGGCACAUGGCCUAUGUCAUCUUUGGCUACCUGUUCGACUUCCACGACCACAAUUGGGUCGACCGCUUGAAGCCCAAGAUGUUCCGCGCGACGGGUAUUCCGACAAGUUCGGAGCUCUUGUACUACUAUAUGCAAUCGUUCGUGCUGCGUGGAUGUGUAUUUAAUCCUACUGUGCGCACGCCUUGGUUUCCCCGUUCUUUCCCGCCCCUCACUGUGGCGUACGGAUCGACGGACAACCUCGUGCUUGGCAAGCCGUUAAUUGAUCGUUUGCUCAAGCACGAGUCGAAUGUCGAGAUUGUGCAUAUUAUCGAACUCCAAGGGUACGAGCACAUGGACAUGGUUAUGGGCGUGGAUGCGUACAAGACUGUGUUUCCCAAAAUCAAGGAUACCAUCCUUAGGACGAUGGAUCUGGAAGAUGUGCCCGCGAGCAAUACCAUGUAG